Molecule: messenger RNA, 587 nt
Organism: Lutzomyia longipalpis
Lineage: Eukaryota; Metazoa; Arthropoda; Insecta; Diptera; Psychodidae
Product: transmembrane protein 14 homolog
Exons: 3
Coding region: 76-408 (110 amino acids)
Biological process (GO): regulation of heme biosynthetic process
Cellular component (GO): mitochondrial membrane
Source: RefSeq, a predicted model, not a curated record
UCAAACGAAACAUAACCCCAAAGUUAGAGUAAAAUUCUCUCUGUUUUUCAUUUUUCCCCGGAAAAUUGGCGUAAAAUGCCUGUGGAUUUGAUUGGAUACAUAUAUGCAGCAACUGUGGCUGCUGGUGGUAUCAUUGGCUACGUGAAAGCAGCUUCGGUACCUUCCUUGGCUGCUGGUUUGGCUUUUGGAUCUGUCCUUGGGUAUGGAGCUCAUCUGAAUUCUGGGAGUCCACCGCGACCUCUUCUGCAGCUGGGUACGAGUCUCGUCUUGGCCGGCAUGAUGGGAGCUCGAUGGGCAAGAUCCGGAAAGUUGAUGCCACCUGGACUUGUUUGCAUCCUUUCCGUGGUUACCUUUGUACGCGGCAUAUACGUAUACAAUGAACAUCUCUGGCCAGCUAGGCGUCAGUGAAAUUCCAAUUCGUCUGAGAAGACAAAAGAAGAAACUUGCAUUGAUGAUGAUCAACAAGAGAGCUAAAGCUCACUAAGCAGUUAUUUUUUUUUAAAUUUCAAACAGGUGUUGGAAAGAGGUAAAUGUAGAUUUUUAUAUAAAAAAAAAGUUUUAUUAAAUUUAAUUAGAAUAGAAACGAA